AUGGCACUGUCCUGUUUUUUAAGGUCAGUGAGUGGGACUAACAUCGAUGUUAACGAAUAUGACUUAGUUAACAGUGCAAUGCAGGACGAUGCCGACGAUGUUAUAGUCACUGGAAGUUGCAAGACAAAUUUCACCGCUCAAAGCACGACCGAAGCAGUUGCUAGUCCUUCUGCCACUAGGAAUGUAGAAGAGAAUACCGUUGCGGAUGCACACACGGUCGAAGACGUUCAAUUUCAAGAUUUUGUCGAGGAAACAAUGCUUGUCUUGGACGAAUUGAAGUACCCCUAUCAAGAAGACUUGCGGUUGAAACCAUUACCAGGAAACCAUUUACUUUCGUCAUUCUCGUUCGACAUGAAAUCUGAAAGUUUCACUCCGGGGAAAACCGACCUUGACAUCGAUCAAUAUAGUCACUACACUGUUUUUCCCAAACCAUUCAAACCCUUAUUAGAACGUACUGCUACACGCCAACUACACUUGAGAUUCACCCGAGGGUUUUGGGAUGCUGAAUCCUGGGAUACCCUACCGUACGAUGGGUUCAAAUCCGGUGGAUCAGGUGUGGAGUUAUGGGCUAUCAUCGAAUCUGAUUCCCAGGAAAAUGCGUACCGCCAAUGGAAAUCAUUAGCAAAUUCUUUGAGUGGUUUGUUUUGUGCCUCCAUUAAUUUCAUUGACAGUACAAAAACUACUUAUCCAGUGUAUGCCUUCCAUCCUGCUGCAUCUGAAGAACUGCCUUUGUUCGACCAAGAUAAACAGCUGUAUUUGAUCCGGGCCGCUUUGGCUAAUGAACCUGUGUGUACUGAAAAUCUAACUCCCCUAAUCAAACUGCUGCCUACAAAAGGUAAGUCGGGGCUUUCGUCGUAUCUUGAUGGGCAUAAAGUGUUUGAUUCGAUAUGGCAUAGCCUCUCCAUUGAUAUUGAAACUCAGUGUGAUGAUUUAUAUGGGGAAUGCCGUUAUAGUAUGGAAGCCAUGGUCGACAUGGUAAUAAAUGUCCCAAAUACAAUCGAAAGAGUAGAAAACCCUAUUCCUAAACCAGUUGAGGCAGACAAGUUACGGUGCGAUCAGACAAAACACUUUGAUGCAUUUGUAUGUUUCCCUUCCUCCGAUAAUGCGGAAACAGAUUUCCUAUUCUCGAAGAUAUUUGGUAAAUCUAUCCGAGGAUGUGAUAACUUUGCUUCAAGUCCUUCUCGUGUGUGUGCAAAUAUUACCGAUGAUUGGUCCUUCACUCUGAAGGUUGGUGACGAUUACUUGGGCCUUGACAGCAACUGUUUUGAGCUGAAUGAAGGUGUGGAAUACGAUAUCAAUCUGAGCUCUGCUAAUACCAGUAGCGUAACGGUAUUGGAUGAGGUCCCAUUAUACGUCAGUAGAUCAUUGACUGGAUAUGGACAAGAUCAUGGUGGGCUGAGAACUGUUUUUCAUAAUCCCCGCUCACAACCUGUAAGAGCCAUCUACUUUGAAACCUUACCAUGGUUUAUGAGAGUGUAUUUGUCUACAUUGCAAGUAGAUAAUACACACAGUAAUGGGUCACCCAAUGUUACUGUGGAAGACAUUAUGCAAUCGAUGCACUACGUUCCAGCAAUCGACCGCUCCAGACCAACACAUUUGGAAUACAUAAUUGAAAUUCCAGCAUUCACAUCUUUUGCGGUAUCGUAUCAGUACGAUAAAACUCUGCUCCAGUUUGCCGAGUACCCACCAGAUGCCAAUCAUGGAUUUGAGAUUGAGUCCGCGGUCAUAACUGUGGUUAGCCCUACUGAUUAUCAGAUCAGAACGGCAACAUUACUUCUGUCGCUAUCCACACCUGACUUCAGUAUGCCUUACAAUGUCAUUAUCAUCACAUCCACUGUCAUGGGCUUGAUUUUUGGUAUGAUCUUCAAUCUUCUAGUCAAGAGGGUAGUUACAGUUGAAGAAGCUGAUAAGGUGUUAGCUGAAAGAACCAUAAAGGCAAAACUACUGCGUUUGAAACAAAAGAUAUUGAGCCGCAUUGGUAUAGCUACUUGA
Molecule: messenger RNA, 1992 nt
Organism: Huiozyma naganishii CBS 8797
Lineage: Eukaryota; Fungi; Ascomycota; Saccharomycetes; Saccharomycetales; Saccharomycetaceae
Gene: GPI16
Product: GPI-anchor transamidase subunit GPI16
Exons: 1
Coding region: 1-1992 (663 amino acids)
Biological process (GO): attachment of GPI anchor to protein
Cellular component (GO): GPI-anchor transamidase complex
Source: RefSeq, a predicted model, not a curated record